AUGUUAUUGAGGGAAUUUUUUAAUUAUCAAAAAUAUUUUUUAGUGAUAUCUUCAAAAGUACAAGCUUCGGAUUAUUGUGACUUUUGUCUUGGCGAUUUGACAAAAAAUGCGGCUGGGAAAGCUGAAGAAUUGGUUUCCUGCCAUGAUUGUGGACGCUCUGGUCAUCCAACUUGCCUUAAAUUUACUAAAAAUAUGUUGAUCUCUACUAAAAGAUAUGGCUGGCAAUGCAUUGAGUGCAAAGCCUGUAGUAUUUGUGGAACUUCAGAGAAUGAUCAUCAACUGCUUUUUUGUGACGACUGUGACCGUGGCUUCCACCUUUACUGCCUAAAACCUCCGUUGCAAGUGCCACCCGAAACUGAUUGGAGUUGCCAUUUAUGUAUUCAGGCGUUUGGCGCAAAUGCUUCAAUUAAUAAAUCACAUUAA
Molecule: messenger RNA, 423 nt
Organism: Meloidogyne enterolobii
Lineage: Eukaryota; Metazoa; Nematoda; Chromadorea; Rhabditida; Meloidogynidae
Source: the annotation of a GenBank genome assembly